Messenger RNA from Fonticula alba, 810 nucleotides. RefSeq lists its product as hypothetical. Gene Ontology annotation, biological process: mitochondrion organization. The record is from RefSeq and is a predicted model, not a curated record. The coding region runs from base 152 to 718 and encodes 188 amino acids. Lineage: Eukaryota; Rotosphaerida; Fonticulaceae. The transcript has a single exon. Gene Ontology annotation, cellular component: nucleus; mitochondrion.
CGAGCCGAAGUAUUUAAGAAACUGCCAGAAUCGCCAGUCCAACGGACGGGUAAGACAAUCAACUGUUUAUCACACCCCACACAGUUUAUCCGCUUCGCGUUUCCCCCCCCCUCCUCCCCCGCACUUCAGCCCUUAGUCAGUCCUUUUCGCCAUGGCCCGCCGCCGUACUUCCUCCGCCUCCCGCCCCGCGGCCAAGCCCGCGAUGUCGGCCAAGACCGCCGCCGCCCCGGCUGCUCCUGCCGCCUCGGCUGCCCCCCACAACACCGCCUCGGCUGCCCCGCACGCCGCCCCCGCCGCCCCUCAUGCCCCGGUUCCGGCCGCCGCUCCCCAGCAGGCCCCGGUCAUCUACCAGCAGGCCCCUCAGCAGCCCGGCAUGCUGGCUAACAUUGCCACCACCGCGGCUGGUGUCGCCAUCGGCCACACCGUCGGCAAUGCCCUGACCGGUCUCUUCACCGGUGGCGGGUCUGCCGCUGCGGAGGCCGCCACCACGGCCGCUGCCGCUCCGGCCGCCGCCCCGGCUCCUGAUGCCUUCUCCUACCAGCCCCAGCCCGGGGCCACCGUCGGCGCCACUCCCCCGGUGCAGAUCUGCAGCCUGGAGCAGGAUGCCUUCCUCCGCUGCGCUCAGACCUACAGCAACGACAUUUCCAUGUGCCAGAGCUACAUCGACAUGCUGAACGAGUGCAAGCGCCAGAACGUCUCGGCCACCCAGCUCUUCUAAGUCUCCUCUCUCCUCCUCCCCGCUUGAAGAAUGAGUCUUUCUCCCUGAUCUGUGUGUCUCUAUGGGUCUGUAUGUAUGUGUGUGUGUGUGUG